Trematomus bernacchii (emerald rockcod) is the source of this 5113-nucleotide messenger RNA. It is a transcript of the gene sema3h, whose product is annotated as sema domain, immunoglobulin domain (Ig), short basic domain, secreted, (semaphorin) 3H. The record is from RefSeq and is a predicted model, not a curated record. Gene Ontology annotation, biological process: semaphorin-plexin signaling pathway; neural crest cell migration; motor neuron axon guidance. NCBI's taxonomy places the organism in Eukaryota, Metazoa, Chordata, Actinopteri, Perciformes, Nototheniidae. The transcript is spliced from 18 exons. Bases 338 to 2632 code for a protein of 764 amino acids. Gene Ontology annotation, molecular function: neuropilin binding; chemorepellent activity; semaphorin receptor binding.
GACAGAACAGAAGAGAGCUGUCAAGCUGCGAGGAGGCAGCGGAGAGACGACUUAGUUUUGUCUUGGAAUACAUUUCCCCUCCAUCUCUGAAGCUCACACACACACACUCAAAGAAUAUAAGCACACAAACACACAGAUGGUGAAGUGUGAGUGCUGCUGUUGAAUCAUUUUUAGGAUCUGGACUUACUCAAGCGCGUUUGGAUUCAGCAUCUUUGGACCUUUUUCUUACAGUGCAACACUUUGGAUAAAGAGUGUGUUGAAUGCAACAGUGAGAUUUUGACUGACACUUUCAGCACUUGGACUCAGUGUGCGUUUGUUUGUGUGUGUGAGGAGGAGGAUGUAUCGGUUGGUGACAGCGGUGCUGCUCGCCCACCUCGGGGCUUCCUUUACGGGUGCAUGGAGGGCAUCUCAACCAAGACUGCAGUUCACCCACUCCGAGCUGAUCCAGAAUGGCCGCCUGCUGACGCUGCCCCUGGUGGCCGGAGACAUGCAGUAUCUGCUGCCUGACGAAGACAGGAAGCGCCUCUACGUGGCCAUGAAAGAUAACCUGCUGUCUACCAGUCUGGAUGACAUAACGCAGAACCCACGCAAGCUGUACUGGCCAGCCAGUCCAGACCGAGUCCAAGAAUGUCUGAUGGCUGGGAAGGAUCCAGAGUUGGAGUGUGCUAACUUCCUGAGAGUUCUGCAGCCUUUUAAUCAGACCCACCUCUACGUGUGUGGCACUGGAGCCUUCAACCCCCGAUGUGCUUUCAUAGCUACAAGCAUCUUCCAACAGGCGGAGCACCAGACUCUCUCCUACAGCCAGACAGAGUGUGGGAAAGGGAAAUGCCCCUAUGAUCCGUUCCAGAAAACAGCCUCUGCUGUCGUGGACGGAGAGCUGUAUGCUGGGAUCACCUCGGACUUCAUGAGCCGGGACUCCGCCUUCUUCCGUAGUCUCGGCAACCGUCACGUCAUCCGCACCGAGCAGUAUGACUCCACCUGGCUGCAGGAUGCCCAGUUUGUGCGGGUAGCGCCGUUGUCUGAAACUGAUAACCCAGAAGAUGAUAAGGUCUACGUGUUCUUCACCGAGCGCGCUCAGGAGGCAGAAGGGGCUGCUGGGAAGGUGCUCUACUCCAGAGUGGCACGUGUGUGCAAGAAUGACAUCGGAGGCCAGAGGAGUUUGGUCAACAAGUGGAGUACCUUCCAGAAGGCCCGCAUGGUGUGUUCGGUCCCGGGACCAGACGGCCUGCAGACACACUUCGACCAGCUGCAAGACAUCUUCAUCCUCCAGGCCAAAGACAAGAAGAACCCGCUCAUCUAUGGCCUGUUCACCACUUCCAGUGAUAUCCUGAAUGGUUCAGCAGUGUGCGUCUACCGGAUGGAGGAUGUUGUUCGGGCUUUCAAAGGAAACUUCCUUCAUAAGGAGGGGCCUCAGUAUAAGUGGGCAGAGUUCACAGGCAAGGUGCCUUACCCGCGACCAGGAACUUGUCCCAGCAGCACUUAUGGAAGUUACAGCUCCACCAGAGAAUAUCCUGACGACGUCAUCUUCUUCAGCAGGACUCACCCCCUGCUGCAGGAAAAUGUGCUGCCUCUGGGAGAGCGCCCCCUCCUGGUCAGAGUGGGUGUUCACUACAAAUUCAGCAAACUGCUGGUGGACAGAGUGGAGGCCGUGGACGGCACCUACGACGUCCUGUUCAUCGGCACGGACUCGGGCCUCGUGCUGAAGGCCAUCCAUCUCCCCAGAGAACAAGGUCAGGGUCAGGAGGUCACUCUGGAGCAGAUGCAGGUCUUCCAGCACAAAUCACCCGUGACAGCCAUGACACUCUCAAAGAAAAAGUGGUUGUUUGUGGGCUCCAGGGAGGGUGUUUCCCAGCUGGCCCUGUACCAGUGUGAGCUGUACGGUCAGGCCUGUGCUGAGUGCUGCCUCGCCAGAGACCCAUACUGCACCUGGGACGGACACGCCUGCAGCCCCUACAUGCCCACCGUGCGCAGAAGGAAUGCUCGUCACUUAGGGGAGGAAGAGGAUCCCCUCACGCAGUGUGUCAGACAGGGAGCCGGGCUGCAGGUGGAGGCGGAGCAGAGGAUAAUGAUGGUUGCUGAGGGCAACAGCACUUAUCUGGAGUGUCUCCCCCGAUCCAGACACGCUGCUGUUACCUGGUACAAACAGGCAGGGGAGAACAGCCCCGAACUUAACCAGGUGGUAACAGGUGACCAGCUGGUGGUAAUUGAACGGGGCGUCCUGAUUCGUCGAGCUGAGCUGACUCACGGCGGCGUCUACCACUGCCAGGUGGAGGAGCACGGCUACCACUGGACCGCCGUCACCGUGCGCCUCGCCGUCUGGAGCCCCUCGGCUAAUCGCGUCCUCGCUUCCUGGUCCGCCUCGUCCUAUCAGAGCACGGGGAGCCAGCACUGGUACGAAGACGUGAUGGCGCUGGUUCACCCCGGAAACAUCGGCCAGCACUGCAAGGCGCUAGGAUACCGCCCCCCACGCAACCACCGUCACUACACUGAAAUCAAGGUGGAGCAGAAGAAGGAGAAAGAGAAGGGGGAGAGGCACAAGCACGGGGGAGGAAGAGGAGGUGGAGGGGGAGGAAGAGCAGCGGGGAGGAAGAGCAGGAGCAAGCCGCAGCAGAGGGCACCGAGGAGCGCUUGAAUGUGUAGCGGAACAGGAGGGCGGAUUUAAGUGACUUAAAAAAACACACACAUAAACGUCCACACACGUACACACACUUAACUUAUACACUGAGACACACACACUGUACAUACAGAGACUAUGACAUGCGCAUGCACUUAUCUACAAACAAAAAAGGCAUCCUUUCAUUAUAGUGACAAACUGUCUGACUGAAGUAUGUACAGGAGGGGGAGAACAACAGAGACACUUGGACAAAGGACUUGUGAAUAAAAAGGAAAAAGUAGAAACCCUUAGGCUGCGUAGCGUGUAGAAUGAAGGAUGAGCGACAUGUCUCAGUUUACCUGUCGUGACAAGGACAUGGGAUUUUGGAUUUGGAGCCUCUACAGAGAAAAAAAAAUCCAAACGUAGAUAUUCCACAUUUGAAAAAACAUCCAACCCUUCUGAAAUGAUUGCUGCCUUAAAGCACCAUACCGGUGGCUCUGCAUGUUUGAUUAUAAGUCAUAUAGACUCUGCCAAUUAUCCUCCAUAGCAGAUAACAGAUGUCUUUUAAGAUUGAUUUCGUACCUUCCCGGCAGACACUGGUUUCCAUUCAAUUUGAGCGACUUUGAAAACCAUCGCACAGGAACAUGCAAAAUUCUUUAGAAAGUUGCAAUCAGCAUUUUACAAACUUUGCUAUGUGUGGCGUUCACGUUUCAAGGACACUCCAUCCUUGGUGUUCUCAAAACAUUUUGAUUGUCUAGCUUUGUUGUUGGAAAGUGAAAACAUGGGGACAAAAAGUAAUCUAUUGUUCACUGUCAAAAUAAGUUUAAAGGUAUUUUUGGGGAAAUAAUCAGCAGUGAUAUUUUGUUUAAAGGCCUUUAAGAAGGUAAAUAGCACUGAUUAUGCAUUUCUUUACCCAAAAUGAUACAGUAUACUGUAUACCAACAAUUCACCUACAGUACAGAGAGAGUUGUUUCUUCAGAUAGGUGGGGUCUGACACAAGAUGACGGAGUGUGACCACAAAGAUGAGGGCAGAGAGAAGCAGGGCGACAGCUUUGAUGAGGUUACACAUCUUCUUUUACACACUCGCGACAGGAGAUGUUUCCAUUCCGUUCUCCUGAAAGCUUCACAAAUGUUGGCUGGUAGUGUUCAUUUAUGGCACGGCCACGCAGCUGAAUAAAGGUGUGGGAAAAAGUGAACAGAAAAUAAGGACCUAGUAGAUCUGGUGUGUUUUAUAACAUCAGAGAAAAUCCUAUUCUGGGUGUUGGUUUAGUUUCCCUGCUCUCCCACAUGAGUACAGUGUACAGAUUUAGAAAACAUGUUUAUUGUAGGACAAAAGUAACAUCUGCACACCAAUGUACACAUUUUAAUAUUUGCUAUUUAAGUUUCUUGAAAUCUGGCUUUUAGAUUAACAUAACAAGGGUUAUUUGGCAAAAGGCAUGGAUAUUUUAAUUGGUAGUAUUUUAAAUGAUAUUUCUAACACUUGAAAACCUCUAGAGGCUCUGUAUCUAUUUAAAAAGAAUCUGUUUUUGCUGAACUUUGAACAUGUCUGAGUAAAAUAUUGAGAUGCUUUUAAAAAGAUGUUUCCAUUGAGGAUUGAGGUGUGAACUGAAAUGCCAAUAGACUUUGUACAGAAAAUGCAUGUUUUACAACCCAUGGCUUUGGACCUAAGAUGGGCCGUUGGUGACUUUGUGUGGGUUCCAGCCAAAUUAAAAAAGUGGAGUAAUAUACCGCUGGUCCUGUAGCUGCAGCUGGUAAUGACAUUUGGUUGUAAAUUAUGAAGCAGGCCCGAUGUUUAAUAAAGACGCCUUUAUUAUACAAAGUGGAACCUGAGAAAGUGCUGAACAGGACUGGCGUCAAGUGGACUCUGACGUGAGGGAUUUAGACGACUACAGUGACUUUCCAAGGCAGUAAAUUGUGAUUUUCUCUAAAUGUUUAAAUGUUAAACCAACACAAAGCGUUCCACCUCUAUUUAACUUUCUUCUUAUUGGUAUUUAUUUGUUUAGUCUGGAAUUAAACAGCUUGUUUCAGAAGUUGUGAGGUCAGAUAUGUUGUGGUCAUUUUUUGCCAAUUCAGCCAUGAUGUCUCACAAACAGGCUGCUAAUUUAACAUUUGUGUUGGUUUGUCUUUGUAUGUAUGUACUGUUUGUUUGUAUGCCCACACAUUGAAGUCUGCACAGUAUUCUUUUGUUUUGUAAAAUCUCCAAAUGUUACCAUCUGUUUCUCUUGACGCACCUUCCCGAUCCCACCUGUGGAAAUUCAGAUCGUGCCUGCCUGCAACCACGGUUAUUUUAUGUUUUUUAACCGUCCCAUAAGGCAAGCAUUUAAAAAGCAGCAGGAACUACAAUUCUCUUUCCAAAUGUGAUGCUUUGUCUUCCUGUUUCUCUGACAGUUCCUCAGAACAACGAAUAGAAACCAAAUGCUGAAACUUCAGAACUCAGAUUUUGAAUAAACAGUAAGAAUAGAGGGACAUGGAGAAAGCAAGACAACUAAUUUAAUUAAAACUUACUUCACUGGAAGACUA